GGGUGUGGUUUAAAAACAGGGAGUGGUCAAAACUGGCUUCCAUUAUCAGCCCUCCACUAUGUAGGCCGGAAAAAUUUCCACCCUGGGUACCACAGAAGUUGGACAGCACUGGUAUAGGGGAAUGUAGCACAGUAUUGUAAGUAACAUGCGACUUGAGGCAGGACUACAGAGUGAUUUGUGUUUUCUUUUCUAUUCUUAAGGUUCUAUGCUUCAGAAAUAGUGGUAGGCAUAAAGUUCCUGCACAAGAAUGGGAUCGUUCAUAGAGACCUCAAGCCGGAGAACAUAUUGGUGGAUGACCAGGGCCACAUAAAGAUCUGUGAUUUUGGCCUUGUCUGCACCCGUAUGUAUGGAGAGAAGACGCGGUGUGGCUAUUAUGGAACACCAGGCUACACAGCACCACAGGUUUUAUCAGAGGAGGAUUACGACGCUGGAGCUGACUGGUGGUCAUUCGGCGUCAUCUUGUAUGAAAUGGCCACCGGUAAAUUACCGUUCUCGCCAAAGGGAACCCUGGAACAACAGGCAGAAACUAUUAUCAACGGAGAGCCUGAGUAUCCAGAUUCCCUUUCUGCCACCCUGCGGGACCUCAUAGAGCAGCUCUUGAAGAAGGAGGCCGACCAACGCCUUGGGGUGAAUGGCAACAUCCGGCAUCACCCUUUCUUUUCCACUCUCAAAUGGAAGAGAGUGAAGAAGAGAAAACUGGAGUCUCCCAUAAUACCUAAACCAGCCAAGGGACUCAUCAAAAAAGUCAUCUCGUUCCCGAAAGAGAACCCGAGUGAGACCCGCAUGCUCAAGAGGUUCAAUUACGUGGACCCGAGCUGGCUGGAAUAAGGCGUCUGUUCCAUUCGCGAGAUUCAUCCCAUCAAAAGAGCUGUGCAACAUACAACCGUGACACCAGUAGCACCUCCACCGCUUCAUCCUGCAACAUCGGGUAAUGUAUAAUGGCAACAAGCAAGGUGAGCAAAUACUGUAAUUACCAUCUUACUGUCCAGCUCUACCUUAUAAUUUCAACACCCAAAGAGGAUCAUCUCUCCGAAAUACACCAUCUUGCAGGUUAUUAGCACUGUGGCCGACAUCACAGUAGAAAGCACUUACAGCUGCAUUUAUUAUCCAUAAGUGCUUUCUGUGCCAUUACCAACUUAUGCAGCUUUGUUUUUUAUGUUUAAAGUUUUGUACUUUUUAAGUUAAAAAAAAAACAAAAAAUAAAUC
Xenopus laevis (African clawed frog) is the source of this 1206-nucleotide messenger RNA. RefSeq names its product protein kinase C delta type-like. The coding region runs from base 343 to 828 and encodes 161 amino acids. The transcript has 6 exons. The record is from RefSeq and is a predicted model, not a curated record. Lineage: Eukaryota; Metazoa; Chordata; Amphibia; Anura; Pipidae.